AAAAGGAAGCGACGUUUUUCACUAGAAUCGAUUCUUAAACUACGGAACGCCAUCGCGAUCGGUCAUGUCGAGUAUUUGAACUAUUGCUGAAAUGGCGACGCUAGUCGAUAACUACGAGCAACAAUACGCCGUUCUGACAGCUGAUAUCACCGCAAAAAUAAGCCGAAUUGCAAUAGUGAAUGGCAGUGAAAAAAGAGGGCUCAUUCAAGAUGUUGACCGGCAAGUUGAAGAGGCUCAAGAACUGCUCGAACAAAUGGAGUUGGAGGUACGCGGAAUGAGCGGCACCGCUCGUGACCGUCUCCGAGGUCGUGUAGAAAGUCACAGAGCAGAGCUGAAAAGAUUAACUCAGGAAUUUCAGUCAGCAAAAAGGUCAAAAGAUGAUGGAAAUGAAGAGGGAUUGGACGAAUCUUGGGAUACCAGUAUUACGAUAGAUCAAAGGAGGAGAUUAUUAGAUAAUUCCGACAGAGUGGAAAGGACAGGAAGAAAUAUUCAAAACGGUUACCGCAUGAUUUUAGAAACGGAGGAAAUAGGCUCUCAAGUUUUGAAGGAUCUGCAUGAUCAGAGAGAAACAAUACAAAGAACCCGAGGAAGGUUACGAGAAACCGAUGCAGAACUGGGGCGAGGCUCUCGGUUACUAUCGGGGAUGAUAUUCCGGGCACUUCAGCAGAGGAUAGCCCUGGCAAUGGUGGCCCUUGUACUCAUAAUAGCAGCUUGUUUCGUGAUAUAUUAUAGCUUCAAAUCUAAGGGUUAAUCAAUCAAAGACAAACAGAGUUCGAGGACUGCUACUGAAAAUUAUUCGAUUACUUGUCCGCCGAUAUAAAUAUAGAAUUCCGGAUAUGAACUAUCCAAAUAAAUAAUAAUCGCUACAGCUGAAAAUACACAUGCAUAGGAUACACGCGACGUGCAAGAAUAGCUUUCUUCGUUUUUCACGGUCACAUUUUAAUCGAUUGAUUUCGUGACGUCAUCUUGAGCAGCUCCCGACAUAUGGGAUUUGGAAAUUAAUAUUUAGUGCUCGUCGAAACGACCGACAAUUGAAAUACAUAUGGGAUUGCAUUUCUUUAUCAAAUAGGGAGCGUCAGUUCGAUUCCGUACGGCAGCAGGCCAUCCCAUUGCUUGCCGAAAUUAAUGAGGUAGCGCACGUUCAAUGAUAUUUCUACAACACCCGUUGCACCACGACCCGUAUAGAAUUAUGUCUGAUUCCUGCGGACGAACUCACAGAAGCACUGUAACGCAUUUAUGCCAUAUUUUUAUUUAUUUAUACCACGUCGUAUAUCAAUUGUUGCACGUAACGACUUUAUACAUUUCAUUUAAUAUGACAAGGGGAUGCAGUUUUAUGUAUUUUCAUCUUGGAUCAUUGCCAAAGUUUAAAUCGUUUAGGCUAGUACGAAUAAAUAUUUAAAUAUAUAGAAUUAAUUAUUGUAAACGUAUAAUACAACGUAGAAUUGAUGUAUAACGAAGCUCCUCAAGGAGAAUAUAAUUGUUAAAAUUAAUAAAAAAUUAACAAGUUGGGGUUGAA
Messenger RNA from Athalia rosae (coleseed sawfly), 1516 nucleotides. It is a transcript of the gene Vti1a, whose product is annotated as vesicle transport through interaction with t-SNAREs homolog 1A. Gene Ontology annotation, cellular component: SNARE complex; Golgi apparatus; ER to Golgi transport vesicle membrane. The record is from RefSeq and is a predicted model, not a curated record. The coding region runs from base 92 to 751 and encodes 219 amino acids. Gene Ontology annotation, molecular function: SNAP receptor activity; SNARE binding. The transcript is spliced from 4 exons. Gene Ontology annotation, biological process: retrograde transport, endosome to Golgi; vesicle fusion with Golgi apparatus; intra-Golgi vesicle-mediated transport. Lineage: Eukaryota; Metazoa; Arthropoda; Insecta; Hymenoptera; Athaliidae.